Thalassophryne amazonica is the source of this 781-nucleotide messenger RNA. It is a transcript of the gene emx1, whose product is annotated as empty spiracles homeobox 1. The coding region runs from base 38 to 736 and encodes 232 amino acids. Gene Ontology annotation, molecular function: DNA-binding transcription factor activity, RNA polymerase II-specific; DNA binding. Gene Ontology annotation, biological process: central nervous system development; brain development; regulation of DNA-templated transcription. The record is from RefSeq and is a predicted model, not a curated record. The transcript has 3 exons. NCBI's taxonomy places the organism in Eukaryota, Metazoa, Chordata, Actinopteri, Batrachoidiformes, Batrachoididae.
AUUUUCCAAUAUCUGUUUCGUCGAGUUUUUCCUCAAAAUGAUGUUUUCGUCCGCAGGAAAGCGCUGUUUCACCAUAGAGUCCCUCGUGGCCAAAGAAACCCCUCUGCCCGCGGAGGAUCCGCUCCGGCCGACGGCUUUACCUUACUCCAACCCGACCACAGACGUUUUAGUGAACACGUACCAGAACCAGCCGGCCCGGUCACUGUACCACAGUCCGGACCUGGUGUUCCCAGAGACGGUGACCCACCCGUCCCUGACCGUGGGUCCUCAGUUCGGCGGCUCCCACCUGCAGCAUCCUCACUUCUUCGGGACGCAGCACCGAGACCCGCUCAACUUCUACCCGUGGGUCCUACGGAACAGGUUUUUCGGACACAGAUUUCAAGGGAACGAUGUUUCACAGGACAGCCUUCUCCUCCACGGUCCGUUCGCAAGAAAACCCAAACGCAUCCGGACUGCCUUUUCUCCUUCUCAGCUCCUCCGUCUGGAAAGAGCUUUUGAGAAGAAUCACUAUGUUGUCGGAGCCGAGAGGAAACAGCUCGCAAACAGCCUAAGUUUAUCUGAAACACAGGUGAAAGUUUGGUUCCAGAACAGGAGGACCAAGUACAAGAGACAGAAGCUGGAGGAGGAGGGACCUGACAGCCAGCAGAAGAAGAAGGGCAACCACCACAUCAACAGAUGGCGUAUUGCCACCAAGCAGACCAGCUCCGAGGACAUUGACGUGACCUCAGAGGACUAAAACCAGUCCAGUACCUGACCCUCUGUCCCACAUACCUUCUGAUGC